This is a messenger RNA of Strongylus vulgaris, 564 nucleotides long. The record is from the annotation of a GenBank genome assembly. NCBI's taxonomy places the organism in Eukaryota, Metazoa, Nematoda, Chromadorea, Rhabditida, Strongylidae.
GUUCUCCGCAAAGGAUCUGGUACACUUUGCGAAGCACUUCUCAUGGUGGAGGCAUUUCACAAUAAUAUUAUAUUCCCAAAUAAAUUCACCGGAGACGGUGAGACAAAGAUGACAAAGGAUGGACAUCGAGUCGAGUCCGAAACUUACGUUGGAGGACACGUGGAAGCCUUAGAAGCAGGAGUAUUUCGCGCGGAUAUUCCUUGCAAGUUUCGACUUACACCCGCUGCUUUAAAAAGCCUUAGGGACUCAGUUCCUGAGACCAUUGAAAAGGAGCUGAUUCGAGAAUUUGGCAUUCCUUUGGAAAAUGUUGUAGAUUUUGACGAGCGGUGCGCCGAGGUACAAGAGACAUUUGAUCAUCUAUUGGCCAUUCCUGCCAGAAUGGAAAAUCCACGAAUCUACCAUCUGGAUGUUGGCGCAAUGUACCCUAACAUCAUCCUCACUAACCGCCUCCAGCCCUGCGCAAUGGUGAACGAGGAAAUUUGCAUGGCGUGCACCUACAAUCGACCAGAUGCUAAAUGCAAACGAACCAUGAAUUGGGAAUGGAGAGGAGAAUUGAGUGAGUAG